AAAAAAUAAAAAGUCUAUAGUGAGAAUUUCGCUAAUUGUCAAAAGAAAAUUUAAGUGUUUCGAGUGAGUGAUUUUUCUAAAAUUUCGUAUUUUCACGUGAUUUUACGGUUUUUUAAAUAUAGUGUAAAUUUGAUGUGACUAUUUUUAAAAUGUUUGUCUUGAGACUCGUGUUAUAAUUACGUAGCAUACAGUGUGUGUGUUAUUGAUGUGUUUACGAUUCGUAAUAUUAUGUUCGCUAAAAAUAGUUUACGAUCAAAGAAAAUCAACAUGGCGUGUGUUCGGUGAUGGGUGCCUAAAAACUAACUGCGAUAUUACUUAAAUUAUAAUAUAAACGAAAUAUAUUAUAAUGUGACUUUGUGUGAUAACUUUUUUAUAUAUUAUAUUAGUGUCUUAAGGAAUUCACCGCCUAAAAGUACUUAAUCUAAUUUUGGCUAAAGUAAUAAUUGCACAUGCUGUCCAAUGGAUACUGAAACAAAAACACUCGCAAAUGUUGAAGUUAAGAGGAACGGCUGUAAAAAUGAGAAGAAGAAAAAAAUGGAUACAAAAGACACUGAUAUGACAUUAGAUGAAGUGUGCAGACAAAUGAGUAAGUUAGCAGCCGACGACGGGGCUGCGGAAUCUGCUAGUUCGACUGACAGCGAGGACUUGGUCAAUGCUAUAAACUAUAACACCAUCACAUCGCUAGCCGCCCUCAAAGAUAUACUACAGGGAGACAACACAGAUACACCAGAGACUGAUAGUUUCUUCCAACAUUAUUUUAUGAAUCAUUGUAAUAAUCUUUCAAGUCGUAAUUCUACACCAAAUUCGCCAUUUCCUUUCUCGGAACGUCGCCGUCUUUCACAAUGUCGCGAAGAAGACGAGGACGACGAGAAGAAAGAAAGUGACCCGCCUCCCUCGACUGUAUCCUCCGAGGCGGGUUCCAUACAUGCAUCUCAGGUGAACUUGGGUGCUAUUGCCAAAGAUCGUAGUUCUAACGAUGGCAGCGAAGGCCAUACAAACAUCGUUGGAAAUGAAUUGUCGUUACGUGAUCCUCACAAAGUUGAAGUGGAAAAAGAUCCUCCAAAGCGUACGGUGAUGGGAGCUAAACAUAAGUUUCUUGUGACGACGACAGAGCCUCCGCUGCAACCGGUUGAGCGAGCCCUGCGUUCUCAUGUUAACAAUGCACACACUGUCCACUUCGGGACCAAGGGCGCCGAAGAGCUGCGCCCGAGCGUGCGAUCUAUAUUCGCUGGGCAGAAUCUCCACCGCGAUAAAAAUUAUUUUGAUAGUAGUCUGAUAGAAAUAAGGUCUACUGUGGACGGGUUGCAAACGAGUGGUGAAGAUAUAUGGGUUAAACGUACGGAUGAUAAGCAGACAUCUAGCAAGAGCGAUAAUGCAAAGGGCGCCAGCGUGUCUAUUAAGCAAGAUGAUAACCGAAAAUCUAAAACUGACAAAACGCUGGAGCAGGUGCGGUCGCGAUCUGGCACUUGGAGCUCACAGACGGCUCGCAAAGAAAAGGAUAUAUUCAACAAAACUCAGAUACGACGUGAUAAAGAAGUCCGACGUAGCAGCGAUGACAGGCGGCAAAAACGUGAACAACGCCUGGAUGCAGCGAUCACGCGCAGCACGCAGUCGGUCGGCGAGCGCCGGCGCCGGAGCUCGAGCGACGAUGGCCAGCCACACCAGAUGUACCAACAGACCAUACACGGAACAUCCGGCGUAAGUCGCAGGCCCGCCCUGUUCGACAUAUUCAAGUCGCGACAGCGCGGCGAAUCGAAGAAACAACCCUCCAUAAUGCAGCAGUUUAAGUCUGCUGUACAGAGCAUGACGAAGUCACCCACCAGCAACGCCAAAGAGCCGUCGAAGGCCGAGUCGUCGAAGCAGGAGACAGCGUCCAGCGCGGCGGCCACGCCCGUGCUGAAGGCCAGGGAUGGAUCCGCGCAUCCGCAUCCUGGCAGCGAUGCUAGAUACUACCACACGUUGACCGCGUCCGCGACUCGGCGGCCUAGCGCGAUGGCCAAAGUGAUCGAGAUAUUCCGAGGAAGGUCCUCGUUGCCCGGUCAGGGAGUGCCCAUUGAGGGGCCCGAGAAGAGGAAGGCGAGGGCGAUAGCUCAGCAACAACAUUACGCUAGUACUGCAGGAGCUCAUCUGCGCAGAGCGGCAUCCCAGGAGGCGGAGAAGCGGCGCUCCUCGCUCGGCAACGUCCCCACAGUCCGGCAUCGAGCCUCAGACGCGUUCCUGGACCCUCAUCAUGCCGCUAUGCUGUUUAGAGAUUCUCGAGGAUUGCCAGUCGCUGACCCGUUCCUGGAGAAAGUUAACCUUUCCGAUUUAGAGGAGGAUGAGUCACAGAUAUUCGUGAAGUUCUUCAAGUUCCACAAAUGCUACGACCUGAUCCCGACUUCGGCCAAAUUGGUGGUGUUCGACACUCAACUACUCGUCAAGAAGGCAUUCUUCGCGCUCGUUUAUAAUGGAGUGCGCGCCGCCCCGCUGUGGGACUCGCAGCGGCAGCAGUUCAUCGGCAUGCUGACCAUAACGGACUUUAUAAAGAUCCUGCAGAUGUACUACACCAGCCCCAACGUGGCCAUGGAUGAGCUGGAGGAACACCGGCUUGAGACUUGGCGCCAAGUGCUCAAGGGGUCGGUGAUGCCGCUGGUCUCGAUCGGGCCUGACUCGUCUCUGUUUGAAGCGAUCCGCAUGCUGAUCACCAACCGCAUCCAUCGGCUGCCCGUCAUAGAUCCCGACACAGGCAACGUGCUGUACAUACUCACGCACAAGAGGAUACUCAGAUUUCUUUUCCUAUACAUAAACGAGCUGCCGAAGCCGGCGUACCUUCAGAACAAGCUGCGCGACCUGAACAUAGGCACGCUGAACGACAUCGAGACCGCCACUGAGGAAACGUCCAUCAUCGAGGCGCUCCGCAAGUUCGUCAACAGGCGUGUCUCGGCGUUGCCGCUCAUAGACGCCGAGGGGCGACUCAAGGAUAUAUACGCCAAGUUUGAUGUUAUUAAUCUGGCAGCAGAAAAGACAUACAACAACCUGGAUGUGUCGCUGAAGACGGCCAAUGAACAUCGCAACGAGUGGUUUGAAGGCGUUCAGAAAUGCACACUCGAUGAGACGUUGUUUGACGUUAUGGAGAGGAUAGUUCGCGCCGAGGUACAUCGUCUGGUGGUGGUCGACGAGGAGGACAAAGUGAUCGGCAUCAUAUCGCUGUCAGAUCUGCUCAUGUAUCUAGUACUGCGUCCGACCGGUGAGUGCGGCGGCGCCAGUCUGCGCAAUGAACACGCCGCCAUCGAGGAGAAGGACGAGACCCCUACCGCCGACGACGAGGAGGAGGGCGCGUGUGGGGGAACCGCAGACACACAACAGUAAAGUAACUCGUGCCAACUACCGCUCAUCGAUGCUGCAUUGUGAGAGGUCGAGGUAAUCGAAUCGGUCAGCGCCGAUUUUAAACGAGGCGAUCUGAUUGGCUGUUGUAUGCACUAAGAAUGCACCGGCUACUGUACUAGACGCGGCGCAGACGCACGUGCGGCAUCUGUUUAAGUCAUGUUCCUGACAAGUGUAAUGUUUUGUCAAUGACAAGCGCGUGUUGUAUUCUCUAUGGUCGUAUUUGUAACCUCAAAGUAUCAAUCGGUGUUUGACGUGUCAAUAAAUGUCAAUGUGUAGUUUAAUCGGUCGUAUAUAUGUAGGAGAACAAUCACGUUACUCAUUAUUAUGUUAAGGCGUGUCUCAUUGCAAAAAUCUGAUUUCGAUGUAAGACAAUUUUCGUGUACUACGGCUUGUGUGGUGUGGACGUCGAGAACUGUUAAGUACCAGACGGUUGUGAAUAAAAUCGAAAUUGUAACCGAGCGUUUAUGUUGAAAACUAUUUUUGAUUCCAACUUUUUUUUAUAUGAUAUUUAUGAGCAUAUUCCAUUUUUUUUGUUUGUUUUUGUGAACCAACUUUACUGUCUCUUUGUUGUACGAUGUUCUUCCGUAUUCACGUAAGGUUCUGACCGAUAGCCUGUGGUGUGUUGCUAUACAUUCUCGUCAUAAUCCCGUUGUGAUACGGUAUACUUUGUAUAGUAUUUUGUAUACAAAUAAGUAUAUCGCCCGGCGCGUGCAGGCCACCGGUGUCUCACGCUCGUGGCUCAACACAUAAAUUUGUAGUCGAUAUUGACCUUCUAUGUGUUAAUUAUUGUACUUAUUGAAUCGUUUUUUUAAACUUUUGAUAUAAAUAUCAUAUUAAGAAAUCUUAACAAUUUUUGGGAGAAAUUUUGUGGGUAGUUUUUGGAAGUAACAAUCUUAAAUGUAAUCAUUGCCCACUGGGCAGUUAUCAUUUUCACAUCAUGACGGUUGAGUGUGCAGAGCUAGUGCAGGGUUUUUUGCCAAAAGUAUGCGAACUCAUGUGUGGAACGACAAUAUGGCAGAUUAGUGAAAAUAUUGUUCACUCGUAAAAACGGGACGUAUAUUUUUCAUACAGAUAAUAGUUUUUUUUAAAGACUGCAAAUAUCAUUCACACUAUUUCUAGUUCUAGACUUGAUACGCUACGUAAAAUUACCCUGUAUGCUAUGGGAUUCAAAUGAGAAGAUGGACGACUCUAGAAAUAUUUUGACAAUGAAAACAUGUACCGAUGUUCAACUUGAUUGAUGACACUGUUGACAAAAAAAAAAAAAUGUAUGGUAUCAUGCAAUUUUCCAUCAACUAAAAUUGACUUUUAUUAGCCUGUAAACAAAAUCGAUUUUCUCAAAUUUGUUUAUAUGCUAUAUGUAUGAAUUGUUAUGAUUUAAUCUGACUGUAUUAUAUCCGAAGCAUAUAAUCACUGUCAUAUUUUAUAAAAUUCUACUUAAAAUUUUAUAUGACUAAAUCUACAAGAUUACUCAGUUAAUCACGUGACUUGUUGCCCUAAUUUGCAGAAUAUUUUAUUGCUUACCAUACACCAUGCCGCAUACACAUUAUAAAAGAAAAACAAAAUGGCUGUUCGGUCCUAUCUUAUUUGAGUCUAAUAGCAAAUAUAUUUUUUAAGAUAUUGAAUCGAAUCCCUAACUUCCGAGAAAUGUUUAAACGGUCGGUACCUAAUUGCGUUUCCUCGAUAUAGUAGCCGUGUGUUUGUAGUUAUUUUUUCUUACUUCAUACAUAGUGUAAUUAUGUCUGCGAGUGAUGUAUGUUUAACAUUUCUGUCUGCAUGGCGGGGCGUGAGCGCGUGCGCGAGUCACAUCGAUCUCACAAUCGAUCCAAAUGAAAUUGUGACACAAUAGACAAGUGAUAAUAAUUUAUGCAUGUAUUUUGGUCUCUAUGUGAUUACGAGCCCAAAUAUUAACUAAAAUAAUAGAUUAGAACUGAUAGUAAAUUACCAUGUAAUGUUGUGCACGUCGCAAUAUACUUGAGAACUUAGAUAAUAGUGCAAUAUUUAAUAAUUACGCGCUUUUAGCUCUCAAUUAUCAAUAAUACUAUUAGAUGUGAUUAUUAUUUCUGUGAACAGCGAUCGUAAACAUUUUUGUUCGUUUGUAAUUUAUUGUAUUAUUUGAAUUAUACAUCCCGUUUAUAUUUCGUAAUAUAAAUGGUGACGAGAUAUUAAAUAUUAUUCAAUGUUAUAAAUAUUACUGAACGUGUAUAAUAAUUAUUUAUAUGAAUAUCGACUUCAUUAGUGUGUUUAAUUAAAUGGAUUUGUCUGACUAGAUUCUUUGACUACUAUACAAAUGACUUUGUAAACGCUCACGCUGUCCGUAGGUAUUAUAAAAUUGUGUUAUUAUUUAUGAGUAGAAUAACGAGUAAUAAUAAAUAUUAUCUGUUAUAAAUGUUGUAUUAAUAAAUUCUGUAACAAUUUGUAGCAGUAGGAAUGUAAUUUGAAAAUGUAUGCAAUAAUGAUCCAUUGAUAUAGUUACCCAUUGUCCAAGAGAUCGGCUGUGAGGUGAACUCCUUCGCGUUUACGGUUUAAUGUAGGUUUUAAAGGUUAAAUUAAGCCGAUCAGUAUAUUCCUUUAUGUGUUCAAUAUUACUGGAAAAAAAUAAUACGCACAUAACACCAUUAUAAAAUCUUGAAAUAAAAUACAUGGCUCCAUCA
This is a messenger RNA of Manduca sexta (tobacco hornworm), 6017 nucleotides long. RefSeq lists its product as uncharacterized. NCBI's taxonomy places the organism in Eukaryota, Metazoa, Arthropoda, Insecta, Lepidoptera, Sphingidae. The record is from RefSeq and is a predicted model, not a curated record. The transcript has 16 exons. Bases 460 to 3348 code for a protein of 962 amino acids.